Messenger RNA from Bipolaris zeicola 26-R-13, 1524 nucleotides. RefSeq lists its product as uncharacterized. Gene Ontology annotation, molecular function: transmembrane transporter activity. Lineage: Eukaryota; Fungi; Ascomycota; Dothideomycetes; Pleosporales; Pleosporaceae. Bases 1 to 1524 code for a protein of 507 amino acids. The record is from RefSeq and is a predicted model, not a curated record. The transcript has 5 exons. Gene Ontology annotation, biological process: transmembrane transport. Gene Ontology annotation, cellular component: membrane.
AUGGCUGUCGCCAUGACGAGCUUCCUGCAGGGUGCCGUCACCGUUAUGAGUUCGUUCGCGGCACGAGAUCUGGGUAUGACCAAUGCGGAGCUUUCCUGGAUGAAUGCCGCCACAUCACUCACGGCUGGUUCACUACUGCUCUUCUUCGGCAGUAUAGCUGAUCUUUUCGGACGCAAAUCCAUGUUUAUCGCGUCCAUGUUCUUCUUCUCCGUCUUUUGCCUGGGAGCCGGCUUCUCCCAAACCGGGAUGAUGCUCGAUGUUCUUUGCGGUGUCCUAGGCAUCUUCUCUGCCGCGGCUGUGCCUCCUGCUCAGGGAAUGCUGGGUGUCAUCUAUGCGAAGCCUAGCCAAAGGAAGAACAGGGCUUUUGGCUGCUUCAGUGCAGGCAAUCCCAUGGGCUUCAUUUUCGGGACGAUCCUCGCUGGCCUCUUUACCCAGGUGUUCAACUGGAGAGCUAGCUUCUUUCUAUUGGCUAUUGUGUAUCUUUGUAUAAGUAUUAUUGCCGCGUUUACAGUACCCAAGGAUACGACACCAAAGCAGACGUUCAACGCACAGACGAUGAAGAAGCUGGACCUUCCAGGAACAGCGCUUACAAUUUUUGGCAUCGGCAUGUUUUGUGCUGCACUGAGUCUUGGCGGAAAUGCGCCACAGGGUUGGAAGACACCCUACGUCCUCGUUCUGUUGAUACUUGGAGCCAUUUUGAUGAUUUCAUUUGUUGUAUGGGAGUUCAAGUACCCAUAUGCGAUGAUUGAUAUGAAGAUCUGGCGCGAUCGAGACUUUUCUUUGUUGAUGGGCAUCCUCGCUCUCGCCACUCUUGGAUUCCCAGUCUUGAGUUUCUGGAUGGCACUCUAUUUCGAGCGGGUGCAAGGAUACAGUGCCCUCAUGACUGGCGUUCACAUGCUUCCUAUGGCUAUUGUAGGUCUGACUGCAAACGCAGUGGCCGCCCUGAUCCAGCACAAAGUAUCCAACAAAAUUCUUGUUGGUAUUGGAUCGACUGCUCUCACCCUUUCUUUUACACUAGCAGCCCUCCAGAGAGACGGAGAUUCGUACUGGGCAUUUGCUUUCCCAGCGCUCUGCUUGUGUGUUGUUGGCAUCGAUUUUGAGUUUAUUGUUGCAAAUAUGUAUGUUUUGUCAUCGAUGCCACUUGACAAGCAAUCCACUGCAGGUUCGCUCUUCCAGACGAUAUCCCGUCUAUGCAGCGCUGUCGCUUAUGGAAUCGUGACGGCAAUUUUCGAUCAUGUACAGAAAAAUCCAGCAAAAUCAGGUUACUACGCCAACAACGCUGCGGAACCUUACUCUUCCGCUUUUUGGUUCGCAGCUGCAGCCGCGUUUCCUAGCAUGCUACUCUUUCCCUUUUUGAGGAUCGGAACGCAGGGUCACACAGGCGAUACUAGAAGAGGGAAGCAGACUGACAAGCGGGAGGAUGAGUCGGAAGGCGGACGGGGUGGGGACAUUGAGCAUGCCGUGAUAACCAAUGCAACGCCAGGCGGGAAGGGUGUGCAUGAUCAAGACACAGAAAAAGUCUGA